Messenger RNA from Scomber scombrus (Atlantic mackerel), 747 nucleotides. RefSeq names its product claudin 23-like (gene cldn23l). Lineage: Eukaryota; Metazoa; Chordata; Actinopteri; Scombriformes; Scombridae. The coding region runs from base 1 to 747 and encodes 248 amino acids. The transcript has a single exon. Gene Ontology annotation, molecular function: structural molecule activity. The record is from RefSeq and is a predicted model, not a curated record. Gene Ontology annotation, cellular component: plasma membrane; bicellular tight junction. Gene Ontology annotation, biological process: bicellular tight junction assembly; cell adhesion.
AUGCACACUCCAGCUUCCAUGGUGAUGGGGAUUGUCUUUGCCCCUUUGGGAUUGGUCCUUCUCUUUACUGCAGCCAUCACCCCUCAGUGGAGAGAAGGACAGACACGUCUGGGAAUGUCGGGGCCAGUAUCUCUUCUCCGGUCCGGAGUGAAAGGUCAAGGGAUGGGGGUCAGGUCUGGGUCAGUGGAGGCACUGCUCUUAGUGCGCUCUGAUGGAUUGUGGGAGAGCUGCCUGCAGGUAGAGCACUCAGAGCUGAAGCAGUGCUGGCCUGUGGCAGGUCCGUAUCAGAGAGACCCAAGGGUUCGCCUGACACAGGGCUUGGUGCUGACUUCUUUGUUCCUGUGCGGGACUGGCAUUGUUCUCGCCUGUAUCGGUUUCCGCUGCUGGACAGAUAUACCUCUGAGAGGUGUUGCAGCUACUGGUGGACUCUUGGUUGUGAUGGGUGGGCUGCUGAGCCUGACCGCAUUAGGGGUGUACACCCACAACCUUGGAAGACUGGGGAUGGAGGAUCCACAUCAAGGGAUCUCCAGGCUUCCUCACUUGAACCUGCGUCCAGCCGGCUCGCUCUACUUUGGAUGGCUGGGUUCAUGUUUACAGGUGUUGGGAGGCAGUGCUCUGUUGUUCAGUUUCAAACGACCAAGAUGCCCAACCUGCCCAUCCUACCCAGAGCUGCCAGUCUGCCCCGCUUGUAGUUCAUGUCCAGAGAUUAACAAGCCAGACACAGAUGUAUAUGAAAUCAGCUGUUAG